This is a messenger RNA of Oryza sativa Japonica Group (Japanese rice), 1180 nucleotides long. RefSeq lists its product as uncharacterized. NCBI's taxonomy places the organism in Eukaryota, Viridiplantae, Streptophyta, Magnoliopsida, Poales, Poaceae. The record is from RefSeq and is a predicted model, not a curated record.
CUCAGAGAAACACACACACAAGGCACACAGGAUUGAGGGAGAAGAAGAUAAGGAGAGAGAGAGAGAGAGGGGGAGGGAGGGAGGGGUAGCAAAGCAACUUAGCUAGCUUUGCCAGCCAUGGCGAGGAGCUCUCCUUGCCUUGCCGUCGCUGUGCUCCUCCUUGGAGUGGUGGUGGCGGCGAUUGGAGCCUUUGCUGAUGAAGGGGCGGCGAGCGGUUGGGGACUAGGGCAUGGCGCCCGUUUCCUCAGCAGGCGAGGCCGUGCUGCGUAUGAGAAGUCGUCGGAGCCAGAGGCAAAGCCUGCGUCGCAGCAGGAGCCGAAGUCGGAUUCUUACUCGCAGGCAAAGCCUGGGCCAAAAGAUGAGCCCAAGCCGGAGCCAGAGGCAAUGUCUGCGUCGCAGCCGGAGUCGAAGCCGGCAACUUACUCGGAGUCUAAGCCCGAAUCAAAGGCAGAGCCUGAAUCAAAACCAGAGCCAAAGGCAGAGUCCACGCCACAACCAGAAGCAAAGUCAGAGCCUAAGUCUGAGCCAAAGCCAAAGUCCGAGCUAUACGCAGAACCAAAAUCAGAGCCCAAGUCUGAGCCACAGUCAGAACCAAAUCCCGAGACUAAGGCGGAGCCAAAGUCUGAACCCAAGUCUGAACCUAAAUCGGAGCCUACCCCACAGACUGAACCAAAGGCAGAAUCGCAACCAGAACCAAAGACAGAGCCAAAGUCUGAGUCGAAGGCUGAACCGAAGCCAGAGCGAAAGUCAUACUCAAAGUCAAAACCAGAACCAGAAUCCAAGCCAGAAGCAAAAACAGAACCACAGCCAGAGUCUAAGCCCGAGCCAAAACCCGAGUCAGCCCCAAAGAAGGAAACGCCUUCGUCGGCCUACCCAUGAUGGAGAUCCAUGGAGAUCGAGGGCAUCUUGCUUGCUGCACGAUUUAGCUACUGAUGAGAUUAUUUUGCUGAGGGUCGGAGCACUAGGAAAUGGCCAUUGGCCAUUUCUGGAAUAAAUAAGUGACGACCUAGCUUUAUUCUUUGCUUUAUUUCCCUCAUUCUUUCAUGUUUUUUUCCGGAUGUGCCACUGCGCCAGCUGGUGUAAUUCACUUAUUUCUUAUGUAUCUAUAUCUAUGCCAUUUUUUUUCUAAUAAUACAUACAUAUAUAUAUAUAUAUAUAUAUGUGCAUUUUUUUCUGCCCA